Molecule: messenger RNA, 1077 nt
Organism: Chanos chanos (milkfish)
Lineage: Eukaryota; Metazoa; Chordata; Actinopteri; Gonorynchiformes; Chanidae
Gene: hcar2
Product: hydroxycarboxylic acid receptor 2-
Exons: 2
Coding region: 1-1077 (358 amino acids)
Biological process (GO): positive regulation of Rho protein signal transduction; phospholipase C-activating G protein-coupled receptor signaling pathway
Cellular component (GO): plasma membrane
Molecular function (GO): G protein-coupled receptor activity
Source: RefSeq, a predicted model, not a curated record
AUGCAACACAACUUUCUCAGGCACAACAGUAACCAGGUAGAAGUCAUCCUCAUUGAAUCCAAAGCCAUCCUCAGCCAAGAUGGACCAGUACUGACACUGGUUUCCCCUCCACCAUUGACAAUACAAGUGCUCUACAUCAACUCUACCAUGCUCCUGAUCAACCGUACAUUAGACAACACCAGUGCAGAGGAGCAAAUCGUCUACAGAGCCUGCGGGGAAAAAACAGCUGUUCUCUUGUUUUACCUUAUUCUGCAGUCCAUCAAUUUUGUCCUGGGAAUCCCAGCCAAUGUCAUGGUCUUGUGGCUCAUUCACAAGAACAAAAGGGACUCCACUACUUCAGACAUCUUCAUUUUGCACUUGGCUGCCCUAGACACCUUCUUUUGCCUCAUUCCUCCACUAGAAUAUGCUAACCUCUUGUACUUUACAACCACAAACCACGCUUGGUAUGUUCUGGGCUUUUUCUAUGGCGUUAAAGACUCAUCACCACUUUUCUUGUCGUGCAUUUGUCUCGACCGGUACGUGGCUGUCCUGCAUCCUGUCACCUUCACUGAACUGAAAGACAAGCGCCAUCGCGCUGUAUGCGCUGGGGUGGUGUGGAUUUUCACUCUAUGCUAUGCAGCAUUGAAGAGCACGAGCAAAAUCCCCAACUUCGACAAGGCUUUCACAGUCAUGAUCCUGGCUGCCUUUACCUUUAUGGUGUUUUGUAAUAUCUCUAUACUUUGGGCAUUGAGGAAGUCAGGGCCAGGGCAAGACAAAAUGCAUCCAGUUAAGAAGAAGGCUUUCAGGAUGGUGCUCAUUAUCUUAGCUAUCAUCAUCUUCAACUACUUUCCGCCCGUGGCCCUCUUCCCAUUCAGGGAAUAUUACGAUCCAGAUGUGUUCAGAUGCUACAUCCACUACUUGGCUUUUGGACUCAUGGACAUCAGCAGCAGCAUUCAGCCGAUACUUUACCUAUCCAGAGAGAUAACACCUGAGGUGUCAGACUGCUGCUGCUGUGGUAGAGAACAGACAGUAGAUAGGAGUGAGCCAUCCAUCACUGUCUCCACUGUCAGCGCUUCAGAUAGGCCUUUUGUGGUUUAA